This is a messenger RNA of Lobosporangium transversale, 1037 nucleotides long. RefSeq names its product protein-L-isoaspartate O-methyltransferase. Gene Ontology annotation, biological process: protein modification process. The transcript is spliced from 5 exons. Gene Ontology annotation, cellular component: cytoplasm. The record is from RefSeq and is a predicted model, not a curated record. The coding region runs from base 115 to 789 and encodes 224 amino acids. NCBI's taxonomy places the organism in Eukaryota, Fungi, Mortierellomycota, Mortierellomycetes, Mortierellales, Mortierellaceae. Gene Ontology annotation, molecular function: protein-L-isoaspartate (D-aspartate) O-methyltransferase activity.
UUCAUUAGCUUUUUCACCUCACAUUCAUUCCAUUUGAAGAACAAAUUUCUUUCUUCACAGCACAUUGAAAUACAAACAACAUUCAAAUAGAACAUUUUACAUUUAAUAGGACACAUGGCGUGGAGGUGUUCAGGCGUUUCGAAUUCGGACCUGGUGAACCGACUCGCUCAGGCCAAUCUCAUUACUUCGUCAAGAGUCAAGGAAGCUAUGCUUGCAGUAGAUCGUGGUCAUUAUUCAAAGUUUAAACCAUAUGAGGAUGCACCUCAGACUAUUGGAUACAACUCGACUAUCUCAGCUCCACAUAUGCAUGCUGCAGCUCUAGAAAGCUUGGCUCCAUACCUAACCUCAGGGGCCAAAGUGCUUGAUGUGGGUAGUGGCAGCGGAUAUUUGACAGUUUGUAUGGCACAGAUGGUGGGACCAACGGGACAUGUGGUGGGAGUAGAUCACAUUCCAGAACUGAUCGAACAAUCAAAGAAAAAUACCAUGCAGGACCAUCCCGAGUAUAUUGAGGAAGGACGUGUGGUCUAUCAUACUGCUGAUGGACGAGUGGGGUAUCCCGCAGCUGCACCAUAUGAUUGCAUUCAUGUUGGAGCUGCUGCUGACUCGAUGCAUGAAGAGCUAGUGGCGCAGCUCAAAGCGCCUGGUAGGAUGUUUAUUCCCGUAGGUGGGCACCAUGGGCAAGCGAUCUUUGUGGUGGAUAAGGACUCGGAGGGCCAUAUUACCAAGAAAAAGGCUAUGGAUGUUCGGUAUGUCCCUUUGACAGAUGCCGAGAAGCAGUAUAGUCGUUAAGAAACUGAUAACGUAUGUGUAUAACGGGUGCGAUUUUUAUCCUUCAAGAGCAAUGUAUAUGUCUAUUCCAGGAACAAUAUUGAUAUUAUUAGGGCAUUUGCUGAAGCAACAGAAGAGAUUGCUUAUUUUCUAGCAAAUCAUGUAUUGGGAGCUUGAACGGUGGCUGUCAAGAAUAGGAUAGUAAUUUUACUAUCUGGAUGUUAUAUUUGUAAUAUUUUUCAUGUUGAUCUGCAAAGAUAAUAAAAGGA